AAACGACCCAAGACACCUAUUUCGUUCGAUAAACUCAUCUCUUAAUAUACCCAACUGCUGUGUAAUCUUUGAUUGUCCAUAUAGAAGUUUGGAGGGGUGUCUGGGCGAGAGGCGGAACAUAGUCUUUAUACAGCGCUUUAGAAGGACGACUAUCCUGCUCAUAGUUUCCUUUGGGGCCAGGACCCAUAUGCCAGGGAGAGGAUAGAGUGGACGUUGUUGGUGGACCCGUUCCUCGGCAGGCUACGUCUGUGGAAUCUUCACAUCGAAGCUGUAGAGACGACCUGCUUGAAAGAUCAAGUCGCUGAAACCACCAUGGGGCCCACCAACCCCGAAGAAGAUGCAGCAGAAGUGCUGUUGCGUACGGAGCUCCUCAAGGUGCAGUCCGCGGAGGCGGCUCUCGGUGCGGCCCGGGUCCGCGUGAAGCUGGCCGAGAUCAGCAGGGACCGCACUCUGAAGCGGCGGAAUCAGACGACGGCCCCACAGCAGGACGGCAGCUGGGACUCGCCCGCCGCCUCCUCCUCGACGUCUGCACCUGCGGCCAAGAAGGCGAAGGUGGCCCUGACUCCGCCCACCCCAGACGGCGACGCGGCGGGCGAGGAAAGGCUGUCGACGCUUCGCGACCAGGAGCGCUGUGCCCGAGAGGAAGUCGAGUCGGCGAGAAGCCUGCUGCGGGAGCUGGAGAGGGAGUUGGAUCGGGAGCUAGAGCGGCAAGCCCAGGACGACUCGCCACUGCACGCUGACGAGAGCUGCACGCAGGUGGGGCUGGGCGCGCUGCCCGACGACCCGUUGCUGGAGGUGCUGAGCUACCUGUCGCCCCGACAGCUGUUACAGUGCCGCCGCGUGUGCCGUCGGUGGAGGGACUUGGCGCUGCACCCGACCAUCUGGCGGGAGAAGUGCCUGACGGUCUCAAGAAAGUCCAUUCAACUGGUCGUUUCGGCGUUGAGGUUGGCCCCCUGCCUGGGCACGCUGUGCAUGAACAGUCCGGAGCUCUUGGAUCGGCUCCUUUCCGAGCCCGUCACCUCCAUUAACUGUGGCAUCGCCGCGCUCACCUUCGACGGCCGUGCGUCUGAUACUGUGCUCUUGGGGUUGUUGCUGCGCAGGCAAGCUUCCCUAGGCCGGUUGAAAACAGUCGAAAUCGAACUUGGUAUUGACGAAUACGACUUCGAGGAUUCAGAUUAUUGUAGAUUGAAUCAGCUUUUAGCUCAACUAUGUUACUCAGAAGGAUUGGAAUCUAUAAACCUGAAAGUACGUUGUAUUGGCUCGAACAAGCCGCUGCCAGUCCUCAAUUCACCCGAAUUUGGUGCCCCUGUGUCAGCGACCCUGCGGGAGCUGGUGUUGUCCACCCGGUGCUGUGAUGUCUUCCUGAACCCAUACCUGCCCCUGCACCUGGGGUGGCAUGCCACCACGUUAGAGGUGGUGAGUCUCAACCACGUCAUGCCCCAUCCGAGUGCUGCCCUCCAGCUGUCCGCCAUGCCCCGGCUGCGUGAGCUGACGUGCCCUCUGCUGGAAAACAUGCCUGCCCUGCUGCAGUGCCCCGCGCUGACGUCGCUUCGCCUUAUAGCCACGGCAGGCGAUCCAAUAAAGGAUUCGGUUGAGCCUUACCUGCCUGGUGUGCGGGAGUACCUCCGCCUGGCCGCCACGCGCCUGGAGCACGUGGUGCUGGAGUUUUUGGACCACACAGAUGACUGGUACGCCGAUGCGGGCUGCACGCAGACGUCUGACUUGGUGCUGAGCCUGGCGGGGUCCAAAGGUGUCGUACCGGCACUGCGGAGCCUCAAGUUCGUGUACUAUGAUACUCAACAUGAUUGGGAAGUUUGGCCUUCCGUGCCGGUACCGCAGCUGCCGCAUCUCGCGGCCAUCCUGCACCGCCUGCAGAACCUCACCAGCCUCGACCUUGGCGGGCCGCUGUCGGAGGAGGUAUUGAGUGCUCUGGACGCGGCAGUGCUGCCCGACCUUCAGCUGCUCAAGGCCUUCUUCCCAGGCUGUCCGCACGAGUGGGUCCACUGCAAGGAACUGCGGGCGUUCAUGCUGCUUCACCCGGGGCUGCACAUCACGAUGGAGUGCGACGAUCACAGCAAGCAAAGCUGCGACUUCUGCAAGAAGCACACCUGCCACAACUUCGCGGUGAAGUACGAGCUGACCCUGUUCAGUCACGCGGCGACAGAGCCCUGUGGCGUGGAACAUCUGAAGAGAGCUAUCUUCAUUAGUGCUGAUUCGUCGUGCUAACCGAGCCAUCGCGGUCCACGCUGCUUCACUCCACACUUAAUUACUAUGUAGGUUUUUCUGCGCGCUAAUGCACGAAAUUAAACGUGCACUACUUCGUAACGCACAAAUUCGUGCGCAAAAAUGCACGAUUUUCUGCAUACUUGCGCACGAAAUCGUGCAUUGUCGCGCACAAAUUCGUGCGUUACGAAGUGCAUGUUUAAUUUCGUGCAUUAGCGCGCAGAAAAACCUACAUAGUAAUUUAGUGUGUCGGGGAAAAAGGAAGACAAUUCACCCAACCCUUUUCCCCUUGACGUAGGUUGACACAGUCUCUGUAAAUCAUUAAUCAAUCGCAAAGUUAAGAAUGUUGACUGUUGAUUAUUCGAAUUUAGUUCCAUCUGCCGAACUUGAAUUAAACUUUUGAUAACAAUGGAAA
Messenger RNA from Thrips palmi, 2638 nucleotides. RefSeq lists its product as uncharacterized. The record is from RefSeq and is a predicted model, not a curated record. NCBI's taxonomy places the organism in Eukaryota, Metazoa, Arthropoda, Insecta, Thysanoptera, Thripidae. Bases 313 to 2226 code for a protein of 637 amino acids. Gene Ontology annotation, molecular function: protein binding. The transcript has 8 exons.